AUGCCCGGCUACGAGGACGAGGGCGAUCUCAUGCCCUAUCACGGAAAAGCCAGCCGCGCCGCCACCACAAAGAUGCCCUGGUGGAAUCCUCGCUACUGGGCCCGCAAGGUCUGGAUCGCCAUUGUCGUCGUCCUGAUCAUCAUCAUUGUCAUUGCCGUGGCCGUCGGCGUGACAGUCUCCAAGAACAAUGCCUAUCCCAGCUACAAGGAGCUGUCCUACACGCUGCAAGAUACAUACUCUGGAGAAAACUUCUUUGAUCAGUUCAACUACUUUCACGAUUAUGACCCUGCCCAGGGCUUUGUGCACUAUGUCGACGCCGCCGCCGCCAAGCAAUAUAACCUGACAUACGCCACCCAAAACUCGGCCGUCAUCAAGGUCGACACCACCGUCGGCCCGGGCUCCAAGCCCGACGCCUCCACCGGCCGCUUCUCCGUGCGCAUCGAGUCCAAGAAGACGUACAACAAGGGCCUCUUCCUCUUCGACGUCAAGCACACACCCCUCGGCUGCGCCACCUGGCCCGCGCUCUGGCUCACCGACGCCGCGCACUGGCCGGACCACGGCGAGAUUGACGUCCUCGAGGCCAUCAACGGCGGCGACGCUGGCAACAUGAUGACGCUGCACACGGCGCAGGGCUGCAGCAUGGGCGGCAAGCGCAAGAUGUCGGGCAAGGCGCUCGACAGCUCGUGCUACGUCAAGGACAACAACAACGCGGGCUGCGGCGUGCAGGCCGCCGGCAAGGACUCGUUCGGCGAGGCGUUCAACCAGAAGCAGGGCGGCGUCAUGGCCGUCGAGUGGCGCGACGACGGCAUCCGCAUGUGGCAGUUUAUGAGGGACGCCAUCCCGGCCGACAUUACGGGCAAGAAGCCGACGCCGGACGCCUGGGGCACGGCGGCGGCCGACUUUCCCAACACGCACUGCGACAUUGGCGCCAAGUUUUCAAACAACUCGAUUGUGGCCAACAUUGACCUGUGCGGCCAGCUGGUCGAGGCCAGCUGGAACAGUUCGAGCUGUGGUGGCGGCGGCGCCAAAUGCACAGACGUGGUCGCGACCAAGCCGACCGAGUUUGCCAAUGCGUACUGGGAAUUCGGCGGCUUUGAAGUGUACCAGGCCUCGUAG
This is a messenger RNA of Akanthomyces muscarius, 1116 nucleotides long. RefSeq lists its product as uncharacterized. Gene Ontology annotation, molecular function: hydrolase activity, hydrolyzing O-glycosyl compounds. Bases 1 to 1116 code for a protein of 371 amino acids. The record is from RefSeq and is a predicted model, not a curated record. Gene Ontology annotation, biological process: glucan catabolic process. The transcript is spliced from 5 exons. Lineage: Eukaryota; Fungi; Ascomycota; Sordariomycetes; Hypocreales; Cordycipitaceae.